AUGGCUGAGACCUACAAGGAUUGGCAUGAAAAGUUACCAUUUGUUCUCCAUGCCUAUCGAACGUCGAUCAGAACUUCCACCGGGGCAACACCUUUCUCGUUGGUUUAUGGGAUGGAAGCAGUUUUGCCUAUUGAAGUUGAGAUUCCUUCUCUCCGGGUUUUAUCUGAAUUGAAAUUAGACAAAGCAGAAUGGGUCCAAUCCCGGUACAACCAGCUGAACUUGAUUGAAGAAAAGAGAUUCGAUCCGUCACAUGUGAUUUCUCUGGUAGAUGUUGAGAUUCAAGCUGAUUUGACGUAUAGUGAAGAACCGAUCAGAAUUUUAGCUCGUGAAAUCAAAGAACUGAGAAAUAAUCGCAUAGCCCUGGUAAAGGUUCUUUAG
Gossypium arboreum is the source of this 378-nucleotide messenger RNA. RefSeq lists its product as uncharacterized. Gene Ontology annotation, molecular function: nucleic acid binding. Lineage: Eukaryota; Viridiplantae; Streptophyta; Magnoliopsida; Malvales; Malvaceae. The coding region runs from base 1 to 378 and encodes 125 amino acids. The transcript has 2 exons. The record is from RefSeq and is a predicted model, not a curated record.